AUGGCAGCAGAAGACCAAGCAGAAGGCUCAAAAUUUGCAUUUGGGUUAUCAUUUGCAUCCUGUGGCGGUUGCGGCAUAUUGGGACCAAUUGGAUGGAACGAAGAUACUACACAAGCAACGACGGAUUUGUCCAAACAGGAAAAGGUCAAAAUGCCCGAGUCGAACGAUACCAUUACUGCAAAGAAAGAUGAGGUCGAACAGACAGAAGCAGAGGCACGCCGAAAGUUGGAUUUGAAGGAGCAAGCAGACCAGCAAGAGAGAAGAUUGAGGCGUCGAAUACGCGAACGGGUUUCAGAGAUCCUUUCUGUGUAUGUUGACACAUCGUCGAACAACCCUCUUCAUGAGAACCAAGUGCCCGUCGCUGUAACCAACGAAUGA
This is a messenger RNA of Seminavis robusta, 378 nucleotides long. NCBI's taxonomy places the organism in Eukaryota, Bacillariophyta, Bacillariophyceae, Naviculales, Naviculaceae. The record is from the annotation of a GenBank genome assembly.